AUGCUUCCCACUUUUAAAGAACAAGAAUACCAUUUGUUGCCCAAACAUAACGCGUCAGAUGAAAAGUCCAGAUAUGAUGAAGAGUUCAUGUUGAGCAGUGGCACAUCGUCUUCUUCUAAUUCUACCGAUGAUGAUGGCAUUCGAGAAAGAAUACCUCAUAGAACACUAUUAAAGGGUGUCAAAGAGCAUGUUGAAGAACAUUUUGAUCGGCCUGAACUUGUCCGAGACUGUAUUCUAGGUUUAUCAGAUGGUUUGACUGUUCCUUUUGCUCUUGCAGCUGGUCUCUCGAGUCUAGGUGAUAGUCGCAUUGUGAUAUAUGGUGGUUUAGCAGAGCUGGUUUCUGGUGCUAUAUCUAUGGGACUUGGUGGUUAUUUAGCAGCAAAAUCUGAGGCUGAUCAUUAUCAUACAGAGCGUGAGAGAGAAGCACGAGAAGUCGAAUUAUAUCCUAAGGAAGAAGAAGAGGAAAUCAUAGAGUUAUUUGAACCUUAUGGCUUAGACCGCGAAUCUAUGGAACCCAUGAUGGUACGCUUUAGACAAAAUACAGAAAAGUUUGUUGAUUUUAUGAUGCGAUUUGAACUAAACCUCGAACUGCCUGAUCCUAAUCGAAGUUGGAUCUCUGCUUUAACUAUUGGUCUGUCUUAUUUGCUUGGCGGUGUGAUUCCUCUACUUCCUUAUUUAUUUAUCAGCAAUACGGUGAAUGCAUUGUAUACAUCUUGCUUUGUUACUUCUCUUACAUUAUUCUGCUUUGGCUAUCUAAAAAGUAUUUAUUUAAGGCCCAAACAAGCACUCAUUGGGGCUAUUCAGACGCUGCUUAUAGGGGCAGUUGCAGCAGCAUCCAGCUACGGUAUUGUGGCAUUUGUCAAUUACUCAAAUGAGAGCAUGGCAAAAAGUUAA
Gilbertella persicaria is the source of this 894-nucleotide messenger RNA. RefSeq names its product VIT family-domain-containing protein. Gene Ontology annotation, biological process: intracellular manganese ion homeostasis. NCBI's taxonomy places the organism in Eukaryota, Fungi, Mucoromycota, Mucoromycetes, Mucorales, Choanephoraceae. Gene Ontology annotation, cellular component: fungal-type vacuole membrane. Gene Ontology annotation, molecular function: iron ion transmembrane transporter activity; manganese ion transmembrane transporter activity. Bases 1 to 894 code for a protein of 297 amino acids. The record is from RefSeq and is a predicted model, not a curated record. The transcript has 4 exons.